AUGACCAAGCAGCGGCAGGCUGGCCUCCCACGGUGGUUCGCUGUCAUUUAUCUGGGCUCCUGUCUCCUCCCUGCGACCUGGGCUCAGUUUCCUCGGACCUGUAUGACUGUGGAAAGUCUAGUGUCCAAAGAGUGCUGUCCCCCUCUGGGUGUGGAACCUGCCAAUACCUGUGGCAUACUAGAGGGCCGAGGACAAUGUGCAGAGGUGCAGGCAGAUACCAGGCCCUGGAGUGGCCCCUAUGUGCUCCGGAACCAGGAUGAUCGUGAGCAGUGGCCUAGGAAAUUCUUCAACCGGGCAUGCAAGUGUAGAGACAACUUUGCUGGCUACAAUUGUGGAGAAUGCAAGUUUGGCUGGACAGGUCCCAACUGCACUCAAAAGAAGCCACCAGUUGUUCGGAAGAAUAUCCAUUCUUUGACUCCUCUAGAGAGAGAGCAAUUCCUGGAUGCCUUGGAUCUUGCAAAGAACACGAUCCACCCAGACUACAUAAUUACUACUCAGCAUUGGCUGGGCUUGUUGGGGCCUAAUGGAACCCAGCCACAAAUUGCCAACUGUAGCAUUUAUAACUUCUUUGUGUGGUUACAUUAUUACUCUGUCAGAGACACACUAUUAGGACCAGGGCGACCGUUCAAAGCCAUAGAUUUCUCCCACCAAGGGCCUGCAUUCCUUACCUGGCACAGGUAUCAUUUAUUGUUGCUGGAAAGAGAUCUCCAGAGACUCACUGGCAAUGUCUUUGCAUUACCUUACUGGGACUUUGCCACAGGGAAGAAUGAAUGUGAUGUCUGUACAGAUGACUUAUUUGGUGCUUCAAGACUGGAAGACUCAACCUUGAUUAGUCAGAAUUCAAGAUUCUCCCGCUGGGAGAUUGUAUGUGACAGCUUGGAUGACUACAACCGCCGGGUCACCCUGUGUAAUGGGACAAAUGAAGGUCUGCUGAGAAGAAAUCAACUAGGAAGAACUAAAGAGCAGUUGCCCACCAUAGAAGAUGUUCAGGCCUGCCUUUCUCUUGAGAAGUUUGACAGUCCUCCUUUCUUCCAGAAUUCUAGCUUCAGUUUUAGGAAUGCCCUGGAAGGAUUUGAUAAAGCAGAUGGAAACUUUGAUUCAACAGCAGCGAGCCUUCAUAACUUGGUUCAUGCUUUCCUGAAUGGCACUAGUGCUUUCCCCCAUUCUGCUGCAAAUGACCCCAUUUUUGUGGUUCUUCAUUCUUUUACUGAUGCCAUUUUUGAUGAGUGGAUGAAACGCUUCAAUCCAACUAUCAAUGCCUGGCCUCCAGAGCAAGCACCCAUUGGUCACAAUCGGAUGUAUAAUAUGGUCCCUUUCUUUCCUCCUGUGACAAAUGAGGAGUUCUUCUUAACUGCAGACCAACUUGGCUAUGAUUAUGCUAUUAACUUGCCAGCUUUGUCUUCAGUGAAAGCUACCCAGCGCCAGACUCUAAUCCUGUCAGUUAUUGGGGCAGGCCUAGUGGCUUUAGUAGCCUUUUCUGUGCUACUAGUUCUCCUUCAGUACAGAAGACAGCGGAAAGGAUUUAUGCCUCUGAUGGAGACCAGAUUUAGUAACAGGAAAUACACAGAAGAAGCCUAA
Messenger RNA from Phascolarctos cinereus (koala), 1578 nucleotides. RefSeq names its product dopachrome tautomerase (gene DCT). Gene Ontology annotation, cellular component: melanosome. NCBI's taxonomy places the organism in Eukaryota, Metazoa, Chordata, Mammalia, Diprotodontia, Phascolarctidae. Gene Ontology annotation, molecular function: dopachrome isomerase activity; oxidoreductase activity. Gene Ontology annotation, biological process: melanin biosynthetic process from tyrosine; positive regulation of neuroblast proliferation; developmental pigmentation. The record is from RefSeq and is a predicted model, not a curated record.